Venturia canescens is the source of this 1084-nucleotide messenger RNA. It is a transcript of the gene WDR79, whose product is annotated as WD repeat domain 79. The record is from RefSeq and is a predicted model, not a curated record. Gene Ontology annotation, molecular function: protein binding; RNA binding. Gene Ontology annotation, cellular component: Cajal body. Bases 1 to 855 code for a protein of 284 amino acids. The transcript is spliced from 5 exons. Gene Ontology annotation, biological process: Cajal body organization. NCBI's taxonomy places the organism in Eukaryota, Metazoa, Arthropoda, Insecta, Hymenoptera, Ichneumonidae.
AUGAAAAUUUUACAAAAGGUUGCCAGUGGUCUCCGGAUGGAACAUGCCUUCUUGUUCCUGCUGAAGAUUUUCGAAUACGGCACCAGCAGAGAGAGCCCUCUUCAUCUUUGGGAUGCUUUUACAGGGGAGCUCAGAGCUACUUAUCGUCCUUAUAACCAGGUAGAUGAAGUGGAAGCUGCGAUAAGUGUCCAAUUCGUUGAGGGUGGUCAAGAAAUUUGGUGUGGCUUCAAAGGUGCAUUGAGAUCUUUCGAUACGAGUCGUCCAGGACGUCAAAAAGAAACGAUUUCAUUAAAGAAAGAUUUUCCAAACGUAACAGGGAUUGUUUCCUGUAUACGUGAAAAUCCAAUCAUGCCGGGGUUAAUUGCAUUUGGCACUUAUUCAAAAUCCAUUGGUUUAUACAAUAAUGGUCCGUUGUGUUCGCUUCAAACGGAAAGUGGGGUAACUCAGAUCGAAUUCAGCCCCUGCGGAACAAAAUUGUAUUCAGCUGUGCGUCGUAGCAAUGAAUUUCUUUGUUGGGAUUUACGGAAUCCUGGUGUAUUGUUAUAUUCGAUGAAAAAUCGUCAUAGCAACACAAAUCAAAAAAUUAUGUUUGCAAUUUCGAGCGAUGGCACACAAAUCGUUUCAGGAGGAACGGAUGGCUUCAUCGGUAUAUGGCAAGAAACCGACCUGCUCAAAGAAGAGGAAGAGUUGAGUCCUUUCUCGAGAAUUCAAUUAUCAAAGGAUUGUAUAAAUGGCGUCAGUAUCCAUAAGUUUUUACCAAUAUUAGCGACAAGUUCGGGUCAAAGGCUUUGCGAGGAUGAAUUCAUCGACCGUGACAACAGCGUUCGAUUAUGGUUUUUUCAGGGUGCACAAUAAAGAUUCCCUGAUCGUUGAUUGAUUUUCUGAAUUUUUAUGGUGGUACAUUUAUUUAAAUCGAUAACUCCACAGCUGAUACAAAGAACCGAAUACAUCAAAUCGUACAUUUCACUAAUUAUGAAUUAGAAAGAUAACAAUAUAAGGGAAAACUAAUUUAAAAAAUGUAUGUAUACAAAAUAUUCUUACGUUUAUAGAGUUAACGUCUUGGAAAUAAAAUUAUAUUUUUUUA